AUGGGGGCACAGCAGGCGCCCGGAGAGCGCGGGACUGAGCCAGGGUGCUGGGAGACGGGGGUGCAGGCAACUGGGGAACGGCCACCCCUGGACUGCUGGGGCUUCUUGUCGGUUCAGGCACAUGCGUUCCCUUGGACGGCCCUGGGGACGCGUGGGGGGGUUCAGGUGCUGCACUUCGGGUGUGAAGGGGGGUCUUACGUCAGCACCGAGCUGAGUCAGGGCUGUGCCAGAGGCUGCGACCUGUGCUCCGAGUUCAACGGGUGCCUGAGAUGUUCCCCCAAGCUCUUCAUCCUUCUGGAGAGGAAUGAUAUCCGGCAAAUUGGGAUCUGCCUUCCCUCUUGUCCACUGGGAUACUUCGGCCUUCGCAAUACAGACAUGAACAAGUGCAUCAAAUGCAAAAUUGAGAACUGUGAGUCCUGUUUCAGUCGAAACUUUUGCACAAAAUGUAAGGAAGGUUUGUAUUUGCACAAAGGGAGAUGUUACGUCACAUGCCCCGAAGGCUACUCUGCUGCCAACGGCACCAUGGAGUGCAGCAGUCCUGCGCAAUGUGAAAUGAGUGAGUGGGGGCCCUGGGGGCCCUGCUCCAAGAAGAGGAAGCUCUGUGGCUUCAAGAAGGGCAACGAAGACCGAACGCGGCGGAUUCUGCAGGCUCCCUCCGGAGACGUGUCCCUGUGCCCUGCCACCACGGAGGUGCGGCGAUGCACCGUGCAGAAGAACCAGUGCCCUGAAGGGAAAAAGAAGAAAAAGGAAGAGCAAGGAAAGCAAGACAACGCGAAUGGGAACAGAAAUCAGAAGGACACCAAAGACGCUAAGUCCGGCACCAAGAAGAGGAAGAGCAAACAGAGAGGGGCCGCGGUCCCCGCGACGUCCGCUAGCCCUGCCCAGUAGCUGCCCCUUUACGUCACCUGAAGGCAAGACUUCGUUGCUGCUAUGUAUAUGAAAGCUUUAUUGAACCAGAGCACUGCUACACAACACGUACACAUGUCCAGAAAGACAGAUAUAUACUCCCAGACCGACCCGCAGACCCGACAGAAACCACACAGACGGUAUUUAAGGAGGCUGCACACACACGCACCGCCCAGGAUCGCAGAAGGACGCUGCCAGAAGAGGAGCGGGGGCGCAGACGGAGGGGACCCCACCUCCCCAGGGCUCCGCGGGGGACCCUGCGGGGAGGAGAGGGGGAGGACGAGUCAGCAAAGGACCCAGACAUGAGACUUCAUGACCAAAGGCCUCAACUUGAGACCGGGCGCGUGGCCCCUGCGCAGCACGGCUGUGGCCAGAGGGACGAGACCGGACCCGCACGGCCGCUUGCCCCAACCUGGGACCCGGACUCACACAAAGGCAGUGGCCUCUUUCUCUUCCCCCCACCCUUUAUUUUUGUGUUUUAAGCUGUAUGACUUUAUCAUUGCGAAUACAUGUUAAACGUUUGUGGUAAGAGGUCAGUGGUAUCUGCCCUGAAUCUGCUUCAAAGAGUUAUUUCAAAUUAAAAAACAAAAAACGACAACCAGCUUCCUGAGUGUGUGGUUCAUGCCUUGGCCCCUAUGGAGGCUGGUGUCCCACAGGACAGAGACUCACUUGUGGAAGGGAAACUCACCAAAGCUUUAAGAAAAUCCCAGAACACGUUGCCAGCUGUCCUGCGCUCGCAGGACCCCAGCUGUGCUCCGCGGAGCCCCCGAGGAAUUUCCCACUGAAGGAUCCGGUUCACAUGCAGCAGACUGAGCAAAUGAGAGGUUACAACAAACCACAGGUUGCCGAAACGUUGUGACUCCGCUCGUACAGUCACAGCUGCAGGACUCCAUCCCGGGCCAGGGACACGCUCGUCCGUCCGCUGCCCAGGCGCGUAGCAGGAGGGAAGGCAGGCGGGAGGGGAAAGGCACAGUUCGGGCUCUGCAGAAGAGAAGCAAACUUUUAAGUUUGGUAGAAACUACUGGCCUGCAUGGCACCGACUGGAAUUCCCUGGAUUCAGCACGAGCCAACACCUGGGCAGAGGGACCGGGACAAGGACCGUGUGGGACGAGGACCCGGGGAGACCCCCGCAGGGUCUCGGCACGGAGAGCUUUGCCC
Athene cunicularia (burrowing owl) is the source of this 2064-nucleotide messenger RNA. RefSeq names its product R-spondin 1 (gene RSPO1). The transcript is spliced from 6 exons. Lineage: Eukaryota; Metazoa; Chordata; Aves; Strigiformes; Strigidae. The record is from RefSeq and is a predicted model, not a curated record. Bases 1 to 888 code for a protein of 295 amino acids.